Etheostoma spectabile (orangethroat darter) is the source of this 1513-nucleotide messenger RNA. It is a transcript of the gene castor1, whose product is annotated as cytosolic arginine sensor for mTORC1 subunit 1. The record is from RefSeq and is a predicted model, not a curated record. The coding region runs from base 166 to 1209 and encodes 347 amino acids. Lineage: Eukaryota; Metazoa; Chordata; Actinopteri; Perciformes; Percidae. Gene Ontology annotation, molecular function: arginine binding. Gene Ontology annotation, biological process: negative regulation of TORC1 signaling. The transcript has 9 exons.
GUAGUUCUGCAAGGCUGGAGUCGGAUUGCAUCGGAUGUUUUCCGAGCACAGCGUUGUGCAGGACGUGGUGUCUGCAUGUCGUCGGUAAUGCUCAUCAUCCAGGCCUAUAUUUAACAUUUGAAUGCUACCACUCAGUUAAGAAGGCGUUUUCUCCGCCGCACGCACAUGCACGCCGAGGAGACUGCACUGCUCGGAACCGCCAGUAUGGACCUACACAUACUGGACCACAGGCUACGGGUCACCAGCAUAUCCAAGAACGGGCUGGUGAAUUUCACACACCCCCUGAUUAAACUGAUAUUUCUCCGGAACAGGACACGAUGUAAGUUUUUCAGUCUGACGGAGACACCAGAGAACUACACAGUUGUCCUUGACGAGGAAGGGUUCAAAGAGCUUCAGCCCUCAGAGCAUCUCAAGGUAGAAAGCUCCAUCUGGCUGCCGCUCAACGUGGUCUCCAAUGGCAACUCCUCCAGCAGCUCACAGGCUGUUGGCGUGACCAAGAUCGCCAAGUCGGUCAUCGCCCCUCUGGCCCAGCAGCAUGUCUCUGUCUUCAUGCUCUCCACUUAUCAAACCGACUUUAUCCUGGUGAGAGAGAAAGACCUGUCGGUAGUCAUCAGAACUCUGGAGGAGGAGUUCAAUAUCUACAAGGAGGUGGGAGGAGAGUCUGUCCCUAUGCAUUGUCAGGAUGUUUCCAAUGGCCUCCAAAAGAACGGAAAAGAAGCCAUCCAGGCCACAGUUCACCCGGUGCUGAUCCCCCAGAACCAGUUCUGUGUCAUGUCUCUGGACCCAGACACACUGCCGUCCAUCGCCACCACGCUCAUUGACGUCCUCUUUUAUUCCAACUGUCCCAAAGAGGAUGCACAGUCGUCUCCCAACCAGGACUUGGACUGUAUCAAGUUCUUCUCCUUCUCCCUCAUUGAUGGCUACAUCUCCCUGGUGAUGGACACUGAGGCUCAGAGACAGUUUCCUGCCGAUCUUCUCUUCACCAGCUCCUCCGGGGAGCUGUGGAGAAUGGUCCGUAUAGGGGGACAACCGCUUGGCUUUGAUGAAUGUGGUAUAGUUGCCCAGAUAUCUCAGCCUCUGGCUGACAGCGACAUCUCUGCCUAUUAUAUAAGCACCUUCAGCUUCGACCAUGCUCUGGUCCCUGAGGAGGACAUAGUGAGUGUGACAGGCAUGCUCCAACAUCAGAGGAAAGAACCAGCCGCCAGUUGAUUUCUGAAGUCCGGUCUGAGCUGGAUGAUACUGGCUCAAUAUGCCGUCUCUCACUCCAGUGGCCAAGUGUGGCAGGCCAGUAGGAAAAGAGGCUAACCCUGUGCCUAGACUAACACUGCAUUGCCAGCAGUAUUAACUACUACAAACUUGCUAUGAACACCAGAAGCGCUUUUCUAUGGUGUGCAUACACAGUUGGUCUGUGAGGCCUCCUGUCUUACCUAUCUAAGGCAGGAUGCACUGAGUCCCAGGGGGCCCACAAGCUCACAUAUGCAUAUCAAAAUGCACAGUCACUCCUUCACACACA